Messenger RNA from Rotaria socialis, 1018 nucleotides. The record is from the annotation of a GenBank genome assembly. Lineage: Eukaryota; Metazoa; Rotifera; Eurotatoria; Philodinida; Philodinidae.
AUGUGUGAAAAGCAAAAUGGAUGUUUCUUUUUUUCAGUAUGUGGUGAUAUUCGUGUUACAUUGUUGGAAUUAAAGCGGGGUUUUCAUGCUCCCACGUUAUCGUCCUGUGAAAUAAGCCUUGGCUCAGUCAUAUAUGCUCCAAUGCACUUUUUAGUCAAUACCUCCGCAACAACCGCAAUACAAUUUCCUAAUCUUCGUGAGAUUCAUGGCUAUAUGCUAUUAGGUUAUUCAUCUAUGCAUUCAUUUUCGUCAAUGUUUCCUCGCCUAUCAAUUAUUCAUGGAAAAGAUUUAUAUCAUGGUUAUUCAUUGAUUGUGAUGGACAAUGUUUUCCUAGAAGAUUUUGGUUUAACAUCAUUAAUUAACAUACGUCAAGGAAACGUAAUUAUAGCUCGAAAUGCUCGGUUAUGCUAUGCAGAAUCCUUACGUUGGAAUGAUAUCAUGGAAGCAAAAAAGACACAGGUGAUAUCGAGACAAAAUCGCGAUAAUUGCGCUUUUUGUCCAACAUGUCCAUCGGCAUGUUGGUCACCAACGCAAUGUCAACAAAGGUGUUCACCUAACUGCCAAGGAAAUUGUUUAUCAGAAACAGUUUGCUGCCCUGAGCAAUGUGUCGGAGGAUGUCACUAUAGCAAUAUAACAGUUACGUCAAGUUUAAUAUGUAAUGCUUGCCGAAAUAUGAGAAUUUAUGCAACUGGAUUAUGUGUUGAAAAGUGUGCUGACAACAUGUUGAAAGCUGGCGGUUCAUUAUGUAUCACUCAUCAAGAAUGUACGUCGUUCUUCUUGGGUACUGGUUUUAUAUUAGAUGAAAUCAAUGAAUGUGUUCUAUCUUGUCCACCUGGUUUUACUCGUAUGCCACGUUCACGUUGUAUUCGUUGUAUUUCUUCUCCGGCAAAUAAUUACUGUCACGGUGCAUGUAAAGAAAGGCAUAUUAGAUCCAUAGGAGAUUUUCGAUCAUUAAAAUAUUGUUCACGUGUGCAUACAUUAAACAUUUACAAUAUUGAAACUGUUGAUGCGAGAAAAA